UGAUAAUAAAACAUAUGAUGUAAUUUAAACAAUAACAUAAAAAUAAUAAUAAAAACUUAAAUAAAAUGUUAAUAAAUGACAGAAUCUGUUGGCAUUGAAUCCAAAAGUGAACAAAUUUGCGAAAAUAGUUCCCACUUUUGAGACCAAAAACAACAAAAAGCAUUGGAAGAGAAACCGCGACAAGAAUUGUAACUCGUGCGUUAGUUUGAAGAAUAAUUUCGAUGACAUAAAACACACGACACUUAGCGAGAGGGGAGCGCUCCGGGAGGCGGCCCGAUGUCUCAAGUGCGCCGACGCCCCCUGUCAGAAGGGGUGCCCCACACAACUCGAUAUUAAGGCAUUCAUAUCGAUGAUCGCCAAUAAGAACUAUUACGGAGCGGCCAAAGAGAUAUUGUCGGACAACCCGUUGGGCCUGACGUGCGGAAUGGUGUGUCCGACCAGUGAUCUGUGUGUCGGCGGCUGUAAUCUGUACGCGACAGAGGAGGGGCCCAUCAAUAUCGGAGGUCUGCAGCAGUUUGCCACAGAGGUGUUCAAAGAGAUGAAUGUAUCGCAGAUACGAUCACCACAUUUGCCGCCCAUAGAGGCCCUCCCGGAGUCAUAUAAGUCGCGUAUAGCGCUGAUAGGUUGCGGUCCGGCCAGCAUUAGUUGUGCCACAUUUCUGGCUCGACUCGGCUAUCAAGACGUGACUGUUUUGGAGAGGAGACCAUUCAUUGGUGGCCUGAGUUCGGCCGAAAUACCGCAAUACCGGCUGCCGUACAAAGUGGUCGCUUUUGAGAUCGACUUAAUGCGUGAUUUGGGCGUUAAGAUUGAGACCAACCGAUCCCUCGGCGCCGACUAUACCGUCCGAUCGCUGCGAACUGAACACAACUAUGAAUGCGUUUUUGUUGGCAUCGGUUUACCCGAAGCAAAACGUCUGGACAUGUUUGACGGUCUGACGCCCGACAAUGGCUUUUAUACGUCCAAAGACUUUUUGCCGGUCGUGUCCGCAGCCAGUAAACCAGGGAUGUGCUCAUGUAGUACCGGAGCUAAGCUGCCGGAGCUGUUUGGCAAUGUGCUGGUGUUGGGCGCCGGCGAUACGGCCUUUGAUUGCGCCACUUCUGCCCUCAGAUGCGGCGCCAAACGUGUGUUUGUUAUCUUCCGCCGCGGAUUUACUAACAUUAGAGCCGUUCCCGAAGAGAUGGAAUUGGCUCGCGAGGAGAGGUGCGAAUUCCUGCCAUUCCUUUCGCCAAAGAAGCUGAACGUCAAGAAUGAUCGCAUCGUUUCCAUUGAGUUCUUGCGCACAGAAGUGGACGACAGCGGGAACUGUGUUGAAGACAGCGAACAACCGGUGACACUGAGGGCCGACUUUGUUAUCUCAGCCUUCGGUUCGGGAGUGUUUGACCCGACAGUUGUCGAGGCUUUGGAGCCGUUGGCGCUCACCAAAUACGGGCAGCCGAUUGUGGACAAGAAGACAAUGGCCACCAGCGAGGAGUGGGUGUUCGCCGGCGGCGAUAUCGCCGGUGUGUCCGAGACUACGGUGGAGGCCGUGAACGACGGCAAGACUGCCGCUUAUAAUAUGCAUAAAUACAUACAAAACAAACACAAUGUGUCGGUCGGGCCGAUGGCGGCCGAAAUGCCCCGCUUUUACACCGCAAUAGAUUUGGUGGACAUCUCGGUUGAGAUGUGUGGACUCAAGUUUAAGAAUCCGUUUGGUUUGGCGAGCGCUCCGCCGACCACAAGCGGACCAAUGAUACGGCGAGCGUUUGAGUCCGGCUGGGCUUUCGCGCUCACCAAGACGUUCGGUCUGGACAAGGAUCUGGUGACCAAUGUGUCCCCUCGUAUAGUGCGGGGCACCACCUCUGGCCACAUGUACGGCCCCGGAAUGGGUUCCUUCUUAAACAUAGAGCUGAUCAGUGAGAAGACGUGCGAGUAUUGGUACCAAACCAUCGCCGAUCUGAAGAGGGAUUUUCCCGACAAUAUCCUCAUCGCCAGUAUUAUGGCUCCGUUUGUCAAAGAGGAUUGGCUUGAGUUGGCCCGAAGAGCACAGGCGGCCGGUGCCGAUGCGAUUGAGCUUAAUCUUAGCUGCCCACACGGUAUGGGUGAGAGGGGUAUGGGUUUGGCGUGUGGACAGGAUCCAGAAUUGGUGCGAAACAUAUGUCUUUGGGUUCGGGAAGCGGUGACAAUACCCUUCUUUGCCAAACUGACGCCAAACGUGACCGAUAUUGUAGACAUCGCUGUCGCCGCUAAACAGGGAAAAGCGGAUGGAGUGACGGCCACUAACACUGUGUCGGGUCUGAUGGACCUGAAAGGAAACGGCACCCCCUGGCCAGCGGUAGGCAUACAAAAGCGGACUACUUAUGGCGGAGUGUCCGGCAAUGCUAUCCGACCGCAAGCGCUGAGAGCCGUGUCGGCCAUCGCCAGAGCUUUGCCCGGUUUCCCAGUAUUAGCGACGGGUGGUAUCGAUUCGGCCGACGCGGGCCUACAGUUCAUAUACGCCGGCGCUUCUGUCUUACAGAUUUGCAGUUCUGUCCAAAACCAAGACUUCACAGUCAUUGAUGACUAUAUAACGGGACUCAAGACGUCUCUAUAUGUGAGAAGUGUGGCUGAGAUGUCCGACUGGAACGGACAGUCGCCGCCGACGCCCCGACACCAGAAGGGAAAACCAAUUCACGAGUUUGACCAGAAAUUACCCGAUUUUGGUCCCUAUAAGACACAACGAGAGCAACAGAUUGUGGAUUUGAAACUCAAGUCUAAUUUAUUGAGGGAUGACUUAAAGCCUCCCAAAGAGAGACCGAUAAACAAACCGACGGGAGAUGUGAUGAAAAUUAAUGAUUUGAUCGGAUUAUCUCUGCCAAGAAUCGGGACAUUUGCUGAUUUGGAUACAAAGUUACAGAAAGUGGCGCUCAUUGAUCAGGAUAUGUGCAUAAAUUGUGGCAAAUGUUACAUGACUUGCAAUGACUCGGGCUAUCAGGCGAUCACUUUUAAUGCCGAAACCCAUUUGCCGACCGUUACUGACGACUGCACGGGUUGUACGCUAUGUCUUAGCGUCUGUCCGAUCAUUGAUUGCGUAACAAUGGUUGAGAAGACUAUUCCUCAUUACCCGAAACGGGGUAUUCCCGUGAAGGGAGUGGUCAACAAUCCCCGCAAAAUUAGUUUCCCUCUAUUAGCCCAAUGAUGGCAAUCACAGGCCAUCCAUACAGACAAUACACGAUUGCUGUUCAUUAUAUCGAUAUUCAAUUUAUAUAUUUUACAUUAUUAUUCAAUAAAUAUGUUUUACAAUUG
This is a messenger RNA of Medioppia subpectinata, 3261 nucleotides long. NCBI's taxonomy places the organism in Eukaryota, Metazoa, Arthropoda, Arachnida, Sarcoptiformes, Oppiidae. The record is from the annotation of a GenBank genome assembly.